AUGGGUUUGAUGGCCUCUUGGUACUACAUGGACUUGAUGGCCUCUUGGUACGACAUGGAAUUGAUGGCUUCUUGGUACGACAUGGAAUUGAUGGCACGAUUUACCGACUACCCGUACAGACAGUGUGAAGAAUCUGGUGAUGAUAACUUGAUUGAUGAAGGCUAUGCAGAAUCUGGUGAUGAUAACUUGAUUGAUGAAGGAUAUGCAGAAUCUGGUGAUGAUAACUUGAUUGAUGAAGGAUAUGCAGAAUCUGGUGAUGAUAACUUGAUUGAUGAAGGAUAUGCAGAAUCUGGUGAUGAUAACUUGAUUGAUGAAGUCUAUGUAGAAUCUGGUGAUGAUAACUUGAUUGAUGAAGGCUAUGCAGAAUCUGGUUAUGAUAACUUGAUUGAUGAAGGCUAUGCAGAAUCUGGUGAUGAUAACUUGAUUGAUGAAGGCUAUGCAGAAUCUGGUGAUGAUAACUUGAUUGAUGAAGGCUAUGCAGAAUCUGGUGAUGAUAACUUGAUUGAUGAAGGCUAUGCAGAAUCUGGUGAUGAUAACUUGAUUGAUGAAGGCUAUGCAGAAUCUGGUGAUGAUAACUUGAUUGAUGAAGGCUAUGCAGAAUCUGGUGAUGAUAACUUGAUUGAUGAAGGCUAUUUAGAAUCUGGUGAUUAUAACUUGAUUGAUGAAGGCUAUUUAGAAUCUGGUGAUGAUAACUUGAUUGAUGAAGGCUAUGCAGAUUCUGGUUAUGAUAACUUGAUUGAUGAAGGCUAUGCAGAAUCUGGUGAUGAAGUCUCCAGUGAUGUUGACUGGUCGUUUAUGUUUGUUACACUCAAAAUGUUCUGUCUCAAACUUUCCUAA
Molecule: messenger RNA, 837 nt
Organism: Haliotis rubra (blacklip abalone)
Lineage: Eukaryota; Metazoa; Mollusca; Gastropoda; Lepetellida; Haliotidae
Product: acidic repeat-containing protein-like
Exons: 2
Coding region: 1-837 (278 amino acids)
Source: RefSeq, a predicted model, not a curated record